AUGGCAAGUGACAAAAAAUCCUUACAUCCGGCUUUCGCCGUUUCUAACAUCAAAGUUUUGAUUCCUUUUACUCUAGAUAUCAAACAAGAUGAAUAUUCUUCAUGGGUUUUCCUUUUCCAACUUCAUCUACAAGCACACAACCUCCUUUUUCUUAUUGACGAUUCCGCUCCACCACCAGAUCUUGAUGCUGCCACCAUACUACAACUUGAUGCCCUCUGCCGUCAAUGGAUGUUCUCCACCAUGGCCAAAGAUUUGAUGCUUACAGUUCUCAAAACUGGUAAAACUGCGAAAGAGUUAUGGAAUCAUCUUAAAAAUCUUUUCCAAGACAACAAAGGAAGUCGUGCCGCUAACCUAGAAAGUAAGUUCGUGAAUCUAAGAUUUGUUGAUUGUAACAAUGUUGAUGAUUAUUGUGAUAAGCUACAGGCACUUUCGAAUCGACUAAGUGAUCUUGAUUUUCCAAUGGAUGAGAAACGUUUGGUUAUACAACUUGUCAAUGGACUUCCGGAGGAAUAA
This is a messenger RNA of Papaver somniferum (opium poppy), 513 nucleotides long. RefSeq lists its product as uncharacterized. The coding region runs from base 1 to 513 and encodes 170 amino acids. The transcript has a single exon. NCBI's taxonomy places the organism in Eukaryota, Viridiplantae, Streptophyta, Magnoliopsida, Ranunculales, Papaveraceae. The record is from RefSeq and is a predicted model, not a curated record.